AUGGGAAAGGAGAAGAUCCACAUCAACAUCGUGGUCAUUGGCCAUGUCGAUUCCGGGAAAUCCACCACCACCGGGCAUCUCAUCUACAAAUGCGGCGGCAUCGACAAGAGAACCAUCGAAAAGUUUGAGAAGGAGGCUUCGGAGAUGGGGAAGGGUUCCUUCAAGUACGCCUGGGUCCUGGACAAGCUGAAGGCCGAGCGGGAACGUGGUAUUACCAUUGACAUCUCACUGUGGAAGUUCGAGACAGGCAAAUAUUACAUCACCAUUAUUGAUGCUCCAGGCCAUCGGGACUUCAUCAAGAACAUGAUCACUGGCACCUCCCAGGCUGACUGUGCAGUACUUAUUGUAGCUGCUGGUGUGGGUGAGUUUGAGGCUGGUAUCUCAAAGAAUGGUCAGACCAGAGAGCAUGCCCUUCUUGCUUUCACAUUGGGAGUCAAACAGCUAAUUAUUGGUGUCAACAAAAUGGAUUCCACAGAACCACCUUACAGCCAGAAAAGGUUUGAAGAAAUAACCAAAGAAGUUAGCUCAUACAUCAAGAAAAUUGGAUACAAUCCAGCUACAGUAGCAUUUGUGCCAAUCUCAGGAUGGCAUGGAGACAACAUGUUGGAGGCUAGCAAGAAGAUGGCAUGGUUCAAAGGAUGGAAGAUUGAUAGGAAAGAAGGAAAUGCCAAUGGAGUUACACUGCUUGAAGCUCUGGAUUCCAUUAUUCCUCCCAGCCGACCCACAAACAAACCACUGCGCCUCCCUUUGCAAGAUGUGUACAAGAUUGGAGGCAUAGGCACAGUUCCAGUUGGAAGAGUGGAAACUGGUGUCUUGAAGCCAGGCAUGGUUGUGACAUUUGCUCCUGGAAACGUGACUACAGAAGUAAAGUCUGUUGAAAUGCAUCAUGAGGCUUUACCAGAGGCCUUACCUGGUGACAAUGUAGGAUUCAACGUCAAGAAUAUUUCUGUAAAAGAUAUCAGGAGAGGCAAUGUAGCCGGUGAUAGCAAGAGUGACCCUCCAAUGGAGGCUGGAUCUUUCACUGCUCAGGUUAUCAUUCUCAAUCACCCUGGAACAAUCAAUCCUGGCUAUGCCCCAGUAUUGGAUUGUCACACACAGCUCACAUAG
This is a messenger RNA of Staurois parvus, 1107 nucleotides long. NCBI's taxonomy places the organism in Eukaryota, Metazoa, Chordata, Amphibia, Anura, Ranidae. The record is from the annotation of a GenBank genome assembly.